CAUGGAGAAGAUAGACGAAAGGGGUCACUUUUAUCUCGGUCCGUCUUCUGUUACGCGCCAUUUUCAAAUUGCUUUACCGCCGGGAUAGUGUCUUAGGGCCGCCUAGGGAAAAGGAAACACCGGGGAGGAGGGGAGAGGCUAACUGGCAUUUACAAACUGAAAUCCACUUCACGAAACACCUGACAUGUUAUAUUAAGAGACCUUUAGGCUGAAUUCAUGAUUUUAAAACAUGCAAACUUAAAUGGUUGCAAUUUGUCGACUUGAGGGCCCGUACGAUUGAAUAUUAUGGCUGGAAAUCACGGCGGUUUGUAACAACAAACGCAAAACAAAAAGUAUAUCUGCUUUCAGUCUUUUUGCUUCCAAGAAAGUAACGCAAUAAUGAGCACUGCUGCAGAAAGAAAAUUUAUAAAUUUAAGGAAACGACUGGAUCAACUGGGCUACAGGCAGCCUUUGGGAAUUGAGUCCUUGCCACUGGUGGAAAAACUUUUUAGUGACUUGGUGCACACAACAGAAAGCUUGCGCAAUGCCAAACUUUCAGUUGGAAAAACAGAAAAGGAGAGCAAAAAUCUGGAUGCCGUGCUUGAACCCUAUAGAACUGAAAAUGCUCGUCUUGUGAGGGAGAACAAUGAGCUCCACCUGGGGCUGCUGAAAAUUAAGGAGGAGAAGGAUAAGCAGAGUAAAGAUUUAAAAUCCACCAUAAGAAAGCUGGAGCAUGAGACGGCGGAUUUGAAAUUCUUGAAUAACCAGUACGUCCAUAAAGUCCGAUCCCUAGAGAAGGACAGUAAGGCCAAGACAGAUAAAAUCCAGCAGCUGCAGGAAAAGAACCUGCAAGCAGUGGUGCAGACGCCAGGUGGUAAGAAAAGAACCAUUCCCUUUAGGCGCCAGCGCAUGCAGAUUGAUCAGACAAUUCCUCCCUCAUUUGUCUCUUCCAUGCCAGUACCCCAGCCUGAUGAUCCAUAUGUGGCAGAUCUCCUUCAGGUUGCUGACAACAGAAUUCAAGAACUUCAGCAAGAAGUAACAAAACUAAAGAAUGAACUGGAGAGAUCUGAGGGAGGAAUAAGACAUCUAAACAAACAGGUUGAAGAAAGAGAUAAAGAGAUAGAGCGGUUGGGCCGUGCACUGGAUGGAGGUCGUCCUCAUGAUGUCAUCUCACUGGAAGCUCGUAAUAAUAGUAGUGAGAAACUCAUUGCUCAUCUAAACUUGCAGAUUGAAUAUCUUCAGCAAGCUAACCGUGACCUGGAGAAGCGCGUCCAGGGUCUGCAGGAGAGGAAACAGACUGUUAGCAGUGAAGUUGCCAACUUAAGUGCCAGAAACGAAGAGCUAUGCCAGGAACUUACUGAGAUUGAUCAUCUGGCACAACAGCUGGAGAGAGACAAAGAAAUGGUGCUGGAGACUGCUGAUAAGGAGCUUCUGGAAGCCAAGGAAGAAAUUAAAAGACAACACAAGGAUAUAGAAGAUUUUGAAGAUUCCAUUGCAAAACUCAAAACUGAACUGGAAGAAUGCCAUCAUGAAAAUGACAAGUUAAAAGAUGAUCUUCUUGACAGCAGAGAACAAAAACAAAUACUUAACAGCUUAAUAAAUCAGUUAGAACAAGAGAAGAAGAGACUUGCAGACAGAGUGGAAAAACUGGCUAUAACUGAAAGAGAGCUAGUGUUUGAGCUGGAGAGAAUGCAGGAUCUGCAUGGUAUCUCGCGGAGAGAUAAGUCCCCAUCCCGCCUAGAUGCAUUCGUGAAGAGUUUGGAAGAGGAGCGAGAUUUCUUCAAGUCUGAAGUUGAAUACUUGCAGAGGAUGGUGAAAGGGGGAGAAAGUUCGAGGCGAGGACAGAGCCCAACACGUGCUUCACCAGUCAGGGGUGGCAGUAAUGAGGCUGAACUCAUGCAAGUUGUCAGGGAGCGUGAUGAGCUUCAGGCAAUGCUGGACAGGUUUGAGAAGCACAUGGUGGAUAUUCAAGCCAAUGUCAAAGUUCUGACUGCUGAAAGAGACAAACUAAGCAUUUUUUGUGAACAGACCCAGGAUGAAUUAAACAGGUUGCGGAAAGAAGCAAUCCGAUCUCCCAAAUCUCAGAAGUCUGUUGCUGUGCCCCAUGCAGUCUUGCAGAGAGUAGAAGAAGAAAGGGAGGAAGCUGUAGCUGAUCUCAGGAGAAUGAUGAUGGAGCGAGAUAGUCUAAGGGAAAGAUUAAAGAACGUUCAAGAAUCAGCUGCCAUUGACAGGGAACAGUUGGAGAAAAGAGAAACGGUGAUGGAAAAUGCUAUUCACACACUUGAAAAAGAACGAUGUGAUCUCAGGGCCCAUGUGACAAUGUUAAAGGAAACAAAGGAAUUGCUUGAGGAUGAGAUCAAGUCUCAGUCUAAUAAAGUAGCUCAGACUUCAGAUGAAGCCUGUCAUCAUAGAGCUGAGUUAAGCUCCCUGAGGUUGUUAAAAGACCAGAUCGAGCACUCUCUUUCAGAUGCCCAGCACCGUCUCUCUGUGAAAGUCAGUGAACUUCAAAAAGCUCAAGAACAAAUCCAAAAGCUUGAAGAAAAAAUAGGUGAUUUAACCAGACUUGGCUCAUCUCAACGGGAAGAGUUGACCAUGCUCCAGAAUACAAUUUCUGCCCUCGACAGGGAAAAGGACAAUCUUCAGGAAACUGUUGAUGAGAAGACAGAGAGACUAGCUGCUUUAGAAGAUAACCUUUCCAACAAAGAAAACACUCUUACUAAUUUGAGGCUUGGUGUUUCUGAAAUGGAAGCUUCAAUUGACCGUCUAAAGGAUGCUUUGAAUAAUCGUGAGCGUGAAAUAACCAGCCUGCGGCGUCAGAUGGAUGCAGCACAUGACGAACUUGCAGAAGUGGGUCGAUCUCGAGAAAUAGCACUGAGAGAGAACAGGAGGCUUCAAGAUGACCUGGCUACCAUGACCAGGGAAAACCAGGCAAUCAAUGCCGAGAUGCAGGAAGCUAUGCAUGAAAAAGAUGAACUGAAGAUCAGGGUGCACACCUACAUAACUGAAGUUUCAAGGAUAGAAAGUUUAAUGGCUGCAAAGGAGCAGGAGAAUCGUGAUCUCUUGGAGAGGUUCCGGAUGGCCUAUGGCCAGGCUGAAAACUGGGAAUCAAAGGUUCAAGAAGCAGAAGGGCACAACAGCUCAAUUAGACUGGAGCUACUUUCUGUAGAUACAGAAAGGAGACAUCUAAGAGAAAGAGUGAACAACCUGGAAAGAGAAAUUCAGGAGCACAUGAGUGCACAGCAAGCAUAUGAGGCACAAAUCUCAUCUGUAGCUAAAAACAUGUCCAGGUUGGAAGAGGAGGUCAGACGAGCACAGGCUGAGAAAUCCUCUGUCUUAGCAGACCUGGCGUCUGUCCGAGAACUUUGUGUUAAACUCGAUUCCAGCAAAGAGACGAUGUCUCGGCAGCUGACUUCGAAAAGCAUGGAGCUUGAAAGGGCCCUCGGAGAACUGGAAGAUGUGAAGUCAGAGACUGAGCUUUUGAAGAAGCAGCUCUCUAGUGAGAAAUUAACCAUUAAGAAUCUGGAAACACUUCUGUCCAGUAACCGUGAGAAGGAGUUUCAAACCCAUCUCAGCUCUCACGAGAAGGAGUCUGAAAUCAAAAUACUCAGGGAUAGGCUCACUCUAGCUGACAGUAAAAAUGCAAGUCAGACAAGGGAAGUGGCCCAACUUCGGAGUAAAGCCACACAUCUGCAAACAGAGCUUGAAAUCCUCAAGAGGCAGUUAACUACAGAAAGAUUUGAGCGAGAGCGUGCGGUACAGGAAAUGCGUCGGCAAGGUCUUUCAUUGUCAUCUUUGCGCAGCUCCUCUCCAUUAAGUGCCUCCCUUAGUCCUCGUUCCCGAUCACCAGAACGCUCCAUACUGAGGACACCAGAAAAAUCAGCUGAGAGGUCCUCAGAAAGAAAUGUGAGUUUCAAGGAUUAGCAGUUUUUUUUUUCUGAUUGAUGACCAGGAUUGUCAAAGAAAUCAUGCAGUUCUACUUCAUCCACUGUUAACUAGCAGCUUCCAAUAGUUAAAUGUUUAUUAAUACCAUAUAUAGAGUAUAUUCCUGAAUUUAAUCUCUAAAGCAACCAUAUGUUUGAUAAACAUUUUUCUAAAACAGAAGUAGUGUAUAAAAUAUUUUGAUGGUUUAAAUCCAUUUGUUACUGUUUGUGUGUGUGUGUGUGUGUGUGUGUGUAUAUAAACAUAGCAGCCCUAGUCACAUGCUGUGCUAUUGUAUAUGUGUGUAAAAGUACUGUAAAGAUAGCCUGAUAUGUUUGUUGUGCAAUUAACCAUAUUCUAAUGCUUUCCAUUUCUUUUUGUUAAAGAUUAUGUAGUUGACUUUGUUGAUUUGAUGAAGGUGAUUAGUGUAUGUAUUUAUACACUUAAGACUUUAUAUUGUUAAAGGAUAUUGUAUUUUGGGGGGAAAAUGUAAUACUUUUAAAUGUAUUUCCUGAUUGAAAAUGAGUGCUGUCAGAUUUUUUACUAAAAUAUUAACUGUAUUAAUACAGUAUGUGGUCUUGUAAAUGCCUGUAUAAAAUAAAUAAAUUAUUAUCA
Messenger RNA from Acipenser ruthenus (sterlet), 4512 nucleotides. RefSeq names its product centrosomal protein 135 (gene cep135). The record is from RefSeq and is a predicted model, not a curated record. The coding region runs from base 379 to 3900 and encodes 1173 amino acids. The transcript is spliced from 26 exons. Lineage: Eukaryota; Metazoa; Chordata; Actinopteri; Acipenseriformes; Acipenseridae.